AUGGCACCAACACUCCACCCUGCAACACACGGCAUCCACGCCGACAACCGCACAAAUGUCCUCACCGACAUCGCGCCCCCCAUCCACACCUCAACCACCUUCCGCUACCCCCGCGAUCCAUCUCUGCUACAACCUGUUUCCCCAGAAGAAGGCGAAGUCAUUGACCUUAGCACACCACUCAUCUACUCACGUCUGGCAUCAGCAAACACCAACCGCCUCGAGACCAUCUUGGCGCCCCUCAUUUACCCACGAGCCAAAGAGGAAGAGUUGGAGAGUCUGGCCAACCACGUCGUGUCUUACAGUAGUGGGCUGAGCGCGUUCCAUGGGCUGCUAGUAAGCGUGGUGCCCAAGGUCAUUGCAAUCAGCGGUGGAUACCACGGCUGCCACGGCGUCAUUGACUUGCACAAACGGAUGCACGGCGUCAAAACUGUAGACUUGCACGCCGACGAAGCAGCUUGGGACGCCAGCGGAAUCGGAAAGGGGGAUCUGGUGCAUGUAGAGACGCCUCUGAACCCGACUGGCGAAGCAUUCAGUAUCCAGAAGUAUGCCGAUAGAGCACACGCGCGCGGCGCCUUCCUCUCCAUCGACGCCACCUUUGGUCCUCCAGGCUUGCAGGAUCCGUUCCAGUGGGGUGCCGACUUUGUCAUGCACUCCGGUACCAAGUACAUCGGCGGGCACAGUGAUAUGCUGUGCGGCAUUCUCGCCACAUCCGCUUCGCCCAAGGGCCUCCAGAGAGCCCAGGGGCUGCGCGCAGAUCGAAUCUUUUUGGGCAGUGUGCUGGGCAGUCUCGAGGGCUGGUUGGGGGUGAGGAGUCUAAGGACCAUGGAACUACGCGUUCAGAGGCAGUCUUCAAACGCCGAUCGGCUCGUUGCAUGGCUCAACGACGCAGUCAAUGGAAAAGGAGAGGAUAGCGAGGUAGUGAAGAAGGUCGUUAGCCACGUCACACACGCCAGUCUGCAGACCGAAGACUUCAGCUGGUUGAAGAAGCAGAUGCCGAACGGUUUCGGCCCGGUAUUCAGUAUCUACAUGCGCUCCGCUCAGCAAGCGCGCUGUCUGCCGAGCCACCUGCAGCUGUUCCACCACGCAACGAGUCUGGGCGGCGUCGAGUCUCUCAUCGAGUGGCGGAAGAUGUCAGAUGCUGGAGUCGAUGACAGGUUGUUGCGUGUCAGCAUUGGGGUGGAGAACUGGGAGGACUUGAAAAAUGACUUUCUGGGUGCUUUCAAAGCGUUGGCAGAGGGUAGCAAGAGCAUUGGAGAUGCUACCGAGGGUACAAGCGUGCAGGUCGGACAAGAGGGCGCCAAGGUAGAAGGUGCUGGACAGGGGAGCGUGUAG
Molecule: messenger RNA, 1332 nt
Organism: Ascochyta rabiei
Lineage: Eukaryota; Fungi; Ascomycota; Dothideomycetes; Pleosporales; Didymellaceae
Product: Cystathionine gamma-synthase
Exons: 1
Coding region: 1-1332 (443 amino acids)
Biological process (GO): transsulfuration
Cellular component (GO): cytoplasm
Molecular function (GO): pyridoxal phosphate binding; carbon-sulfur lyase activity
Source: RefSeq, a predicted model, not a curated record